Messenger RNA from Chelmon rostratus (copperband butterflyfish), 2641 nucleotides. Its product is annotated as tetratricopeptide repeat protein 39C-like. Gene Ontology annotation, molecular function: protein binding. The record is from RefSeq and is a predicted model, not a curated record. Gene Ontology annotation, biological process: otolith morphogenesis; cilium assembly. The transcript has 14 exons. The coding region runs from base 232 to 2013 and encodes 593 amino acids. NCBI's taxonomy places the organism in Eukaryota, Metazoa, Chordata, Actinopteri, Chaetodontiformes, Chaetodontidae.
GGCAGAAUACGGAACAGCGACACAACCGCUGGACAGACAGCUAGCAUACACACGCAUGUUGUUAGCUGUUAGCGACUUCAACCUGUCACUCUUCGUAUAAGACUAUGACUGCGUUUGCUCCAAAACAACUGCGCCACUGUGCGAGACUAUUCCGCCUGUAAGUAAACUAACGACACAUACCGCACGCCCCCUCCCUCCUUCACUUUCUCGCCUCCGGUGUCGGGUAUCUCAAUGGCGGACCCGACGGAACCAGCCCCGGCGAGCGUGGAGGAUGAGCAGACUGACCGCAUCAACGACGCAGAGCUGGCACUGGAAGGAAUCAACAUGCUCCUCAACAAUGGCUUCAAGGAGAGCGACGAGCUCUUCAGGGCGCACAGGAACCACAGUCCUUUGAUGAGUUUCGGAGCCAGUUUUGUUAGUUUUCUGAACGCCAUGAUGACGUUUGAAGAGGAGAAAAUGCAGAUGGCCUUUGAGGACCUGAAAGCUACAGAGAGACUGUGUGAGAGUGAAAACACUGGUGUCAUUGAAACCAUUAAAAACAAGAUCAAAAGGAGCAUGGACUCUCAGAGGUCGGGGGUGGCUGCAGUGGACCGGCUCCAGAGGCAGAUCAUCAUUGCAGACUGCCAGGUUUACCUUGCAGUGCUGUCUUUCAUCAAACAAGAGCUGUCAUCGUACAUCAAAGGAGGCUGGAUCCUCCGUAAAGCCUGGAAGAUGUACAACAAAUGUUACAGCGACAUCACACACCUGCAGGAGGGCAGCAGAAGACGAGCGUCUGAACAGCAAGCAAUGCCGCCUCCGUCCCUGUCGUCCUCCUCCGACCUGUCCCACCACAGCCGCUCCUCCUCGCCCGGGCCGAGCCCGUCCCAGAGACUGGGCGGCGUCAGCCUGGAGGCUCUGGAUCGGCUCAAAGGUUCGGUCAGCUUCGGUUACGGCCUCUUCCACCUCUGCAUCUCGAUGGUGCCGCCGCACCUACUGAAGAUCGUCAACCUGCUGGGCUUCCCCGGAGACCGCCUUCAAGGCCUGUCAGCGCUCACGUACGCCAGCGAGAGUAAGGACAUGAAGGCCCCCUUAGCUACUUUGGCCCUCUUGUGGUACCACACAGUAGUGCAGCCCUUCUUUGCUCUGGACGGCACAGACACACAGGCUGGCCUGCUGGAAGCCAAAUCCAUUCUUCAACAAAGGGAGGCUAUCUAUCCCAACUCCUCCCUCUUCAUGUUUUUCAAAGGCAGAGUUCAGCGCCUUGAGUGCCAGAUCAGUAGUGCCCUGACGUCCUUCCGCGAUGCCUUAGAACUGGCCUCUGACCAGAGGGAGAUUCAGCACGUGUGUUUAUAUGAAAUAGGUUGGUGCAGCAUGAUCGAGCUGAACUACAGAGAAGCCUACAGAGCUUUUGAGCGGCUGAAGACUGAGUCUCGCUGGUCCCAGUGCUACUACGCCUAUUUAACUGGAGUAUGCCAAGGAGCCACAGGUGACCUGGAGGGAGCCGUCUCUGUGUUCAAGGAUGUUCAAAGACUUUUCAAACGCAAGAAUAAUCAGAUAGAGCUGUUCUCCAUGAAGAGGGCUGAGAAGCUAAGGAGCACCAGCCUAUCCAAAGAACUCUGCAUCCUGUCUGUGAUCGAGAUUCUUUAUCUCUGGAAAGCUCUGCCCAACUGCUCCGCUGCCAAGUUGCAGACAAUGACACAAGUCCUGCAAGGGGUCGACGAUGCCUCGUGUGCAGGCCUGAAAAACCUGCUUCUAGGUGCCAUCAACAAAUGUCUUCAUAAUACCAAAGAUGCCAUUCAGUAUUUCCAUCUGGCUGCGAGGGAUGAGGUGGGUCGUCUGAGCAACUCUUAUGUGCAGCCCUACUCCUGCUACGAACUGGGCUGUGUGCUGCUGAACGCCCCAGAGUCUGUAGGGAAAGGCAGGAUGCUAAUGCUUCAGGCUAAGGAGGACUAUGCCGGCUAUGACUUUGAGAACAGGCUCCAUGUUCGUAUUCAUUCAGCUUUCGCCUCGAUGAGGGCUGAAGCCCAGCCUUGACAUUUUAUCCGCACGUCAGAAAGAACUGGAAAAGCAACAACCAUUUUAGGCGCUAAUGUUUGUUUUGUUCUUAAUUUAUUUAUUUUCAUUUUCCUAUUCUGAGCCAAUGCAUCAUUUUAAAAUGUGUGCAACAUACAUUGUAAAUGUUUUCUGGGAGGACAGAAACAAGAGGGGUUUUACUUUCACAAUAAAUUUUGGUUUUAUUGUUUACAUGGUUAAUUUCAAAACAAGAUGCCAGUUAAUUCAGAUGGAAAUAACAGCCAGGUCAAGUAGAGUAAUGGCACGUAUUAAUUGACAAAGCAAUUAAAAAGGCAGUUUCAGCCUUUGUCUUUGAGAAGCCAAUAUUCUUAACAUCUCUCCGUUGGUUGUUGACUUUUGACAUUCAUGCUGUAAAGGCUUCACUCAUCCAUUGGCAUGAGUACUAAAUGAUGUAUCUUUUCCAGCGUAGUCCCUUUUUUAAGCAGAAUUGUUUCUAGCAGUGUAAAUAUGUCUUGCACACAAGUUUUAAUAAAUGUGCCAACAUCAUGUUGUGCCACUGUUGAGUGGCUUAUGCGCACAAUACUACUACUGGCUGUAAACUGGUUCUCCUUUAUAUUUGUUUUAAGAUAAUAAAAUGAAUAUUGUGAAA